AUGCAAAUAGGUUUCACAACCGAAAAAAUUUGCGGGGAUGAUAAUUAUAUCAUGCAUCGUAUCAUGAAUAACCCUUACGGCUUCGAAGACAAACGUGUCUAUGUGUUUUUGGAUCUGUUGGAUCAAGCCACAGAUAGACAAAAAGAAGUACAACUAAGAUUAGAUGCUUUGAAUUCUCUUAAACAAUUAGUCGGAGAACAAGUUAAUAUAUUACAUCCUGAUUUAUUAUAUAGAAUUAGUGGUUUUUUACGAGAUUCUGUAAAUGAAAUAAAAGAAUGGACCGUAGAAUUUAUGGAGUUUGCUUUUAUGAAAAUUGGAUUAUCACGGACAUUACGGAAAGAUAGUUUAGAUAAAGUAUUACCUUCCAUAGGAUAUAUUAUCAACUACGAAUCUUCUCCUGCCAUAAUUAAAAAAGCGAUACUUUGGAAUUCUUCAAUUUAUCCAUUAAUAUUUGAAAGAGUAGCUGAAAAUACAUUAGAUUCCGCUUCCCUUUGGAAAACUUCAUCAUCAAUCAAGUCUCAAAUUAUGAGGUUUUUUGAUUCGGAAAAUACGAAUCAAGGCAUUCGAAUUUGUGCUGUCAAGUACUUUGCAACUGUCGCAAAAGUUCAAUCUCGUCGAAUGCCGGAUUCAUUGCCUAGACCCGAAGAAGACUUUUCUUUGUCUAAUUGUCAACCUUUACAUCCCGUAUUGGAUUUACAAUACCUUGAAAAAGAAUCAGUGUCAAUUGUUAAUGGAUUGAUGAUGAUGACGCGAACCGAGUCAAGCAGCGUCAUUACGGCUAUAAUUAAUGCAUUUGGACCUCUGUUAAGAGCAAGACCACAGUAUGUUUCAACAUUCGUAAACAAUGUGGUAUCAUGGACAAAAAUCCCGGAAAAAAAUUUGCGUUUAAGCGAGUUUCAGAUAAAAAGUGUUAAAAGAUCGAUGAAGGUACAAAUGAUGGCAUUAUUAAGAAUACAUGAAAAUGCGCUUUUCGCUAUGGAAAUAUUUAAUGCUAUAAUUGUGUUAGGAGGCAAGAACGAUCCCUCGAAAUUUCCAAGACAAUUUCGUAGGAAUUUACAACAAAGAGAAGCUAUGGAGGAAAAUGGUCGUGGGGUUGCACAAAGGUUUCCGAUCCAACAACAAUCGAAUAUUAGUUUUGAUCCAUCACAAUUUGCUCUACCUUUUGUCGUGGAAGUCAUUUGUUUGGUUUUGAAAACAAUUCCGCAAGAGAGAUUGAAUCAAACGAAAAAGGCAAUACAAGAGCGAAAUACAAGACAAGUAACAACAUCGACCUCGCAACAUGAAACAUCAAAAAUUCGUGAUCAAAAGCCACGUGAUCCACGUUUAGAAGAAUUUACAGAUGAAGAGAUGGCAGCGGAGGAGAAAGAAAGAAUGAUGGUUGAUGAAAAGGACAGGUUGGAAAAGGUGUUAGAUGAGAUAGUUCAAGGAAUAGUUCCUAAUUCACCAACUCCACCUUCGGUAGAAUCAGAUUCUGAUUUGUCAAUGGAAAUGGAAGUAGAUAAAACUAAAAUCGAACCUAUACCUCCUCCAUUUGAAGAGGACGUUUAUAGUGAUGAUGUUGUCGUAGAUCUACCAAAACCAGAUAUGAUGGAAGAAAUAACUCCAACUCCACCUGAAGUCGAAUCAACACCAGAACCACAAACAUUGCCUGUUCCUACUUUCAAAUUUCAACCUUACGCUCUUCCACCUCCCGAAACCUUGUCCCAAGAACAUUCUAUUUCUUUUAUAAAAAAUGCUUUUAAAAAUAUUUUGGACGUUGAAGCUGCAUUAUCUGCUGAUGUGAAAGACAAACGUUCGAAUGUAGUUCUAACAACUUUGUCUAAUGGUAAAAGACUAACAAAAUCACAAUUACACAUAAUGGCUUCAAGGUUCUUAACUCGAGGCCUUGAAACUUAUUAUGAGAAUGGUCACAAACAAUUUGAUGACUUGAGAGAAAUGAUUGUUCAAUUUAUACUUAAAGAUUUCAAGAAUAGAACAGAAUUUGCUUUAACGUGGUUAGAUGAAGAAUGGUAUCAUGAUUCUAUUAUGUUACGUAAAGAUCCUUCAUAUCAACCAAACUACUCAAUUUGGUUAUGCAAAUUGUUAGACAGAAUCAUGCCAGCUCUUGAAGAUCAUAUAUUUACGCAAUUUCUACUGGAUGUUCCUGAGUUAUUUGAAGAUGCUGUGGAUCGAAUAAAAAUCUUUUGUAACGAUCCUGAUAGGAGUUCACUUGGAUUCGCUACUUUAAGUGAAUUAAUUGAACUUAGACCACCAGCAAGACCAUUUUGUUUAAAAAUUUUGUUGGCAUAUUGUUUGCACAAAGGGGAACGGUUGAGAAAUUCGGCUAUUACCAAAGCUAAUAAAUGGUUUCCUGAUCAUCCAGUGGUCAGUAGUGAGGUUGAAUCUUUCGCAUUACAGUCAUUGAAACAGCUCACACAGGAAGUGCCACCUCCAACAUAUGACUUUCAUUAUCAUUACCAUUUUAGUGAGACCACAAAUAUAACAAAAGAUGACAUGAAAGAGGAGGAAAGGAAAUGGACGCAAAGAAAUUUAGAUGGAAGAUUUUUAUUCCCGAUCAUUGCGUAUUUUGAUAAGGAAGAAAUACUACGUCAUCUUCCUAAAGUCAUUGUUACGCUUGAUGCUACUGAAAAACAAAGAGAAAUUGUAAAAAAAGUUUUCAUGAAAAUUUUAACAGUUUCAGCGAAAACUCCAACACCAUUAAAGCCAAUGGACUUAUUAAUUUUUUUGCAUCAAUUAAAACCACACGAAGUUCCAUUAAAACACUCUGUUGAAGCAAUUCAUGUGUGUUUCAAAUUAAACAAUAUAUAUACUUCACAAAUACUGGGUGCUGUGCUACAACAUCUAUCUGUGCAAUCCGAGUUGCCACCAUCUUUUAUGAGGACGGUGACAUUAAGUGUUAGAACAUAUAAAAAUUUAUCGAGCGUUGUAAAUGAAUUGUUGCUACGACAUAUUAAUCAUAUUUGGCAAAAUGAAAUGCUGCGUAAAGGAUUUAUAUUAUAUUGUACUGAAUAUUGUCUCAAGAUACAACCAAAUGAUUUUAAAUUUUUAUUACGAUUACCCAAAACUCAAAUAUUAGAAGUAUUAGAACAAAAAGAUCCCACAUUAAAGAAACAAUUUAGAAAAACAAUGCUAGAGUCGAAUGCUGAUCAAAGACGUUUACUCCAGGGAUAUUUAAUUGAACUAUUAGAGAUUAGUGAUUAA
Molecule: messenger RNA, 3201 nt
Organism: Funneliformis caledonium
Lineage: Eukaryota; Fungi; Glomeromycota; Glomeromycetes; Glomerales; Glomeraceae
Source: the annotation of a GenBank genome assembly